Molecule: messenger RNA, 1293 nt
Organism: Triticum turgidum subsp. durum (durum wheat)
Lineage: Eukaryota; Viridiplantae; Streptophyta; Magnoliopsida; Poales; Poaceae
Source: the annotation of a GenBank genome assembly
AUGUUCUCGGACCACGCGGACGCGGCGGCGGUGGACCAUGUCGACGGCGCCGGCGUCCUCUACGUGCCCUUCUCCGACGGCUUCGAUGCCGGCUUCGACGGGGACAUCACGGACUACAUGUUGAGCCUCAAGGCUGUGGGUCCCCGCACGCUGGACAGCGUGCUCGCGCGCCUCCGCGAUGCCGACACCCCCGUCACGCAGCUUGUGUACACGCAGGUCGUCUCCUGGGCCGCCGACGUCGCGCGCGCGCACGGCGUGCCCGCGGUGCUCUACUGGAUCCAGCAGGCCGCCGUGCUCGCCGCCUACUUCCACCUCUCGCGCGGCACCGACAGUCUCGACCAGGCCGUCGCCGCGGCGGCGAGCAACCCGUGGGCGGACACUCGCGUCCGAGGGCUCCCGCCGAUGCGCGUGCGUGACCUGCCGUCCUCCUUCACCACCGCCGGCGACGACCACCACCCCUACGCCUUCAUGCUACCCGACAUGCGCGAGGUGCUCGACGUGCUGGGCCGCGAGGACACGCCCACCGUGCUCGCCAACACGUUCCACGCCAUGGAGCCCGACGCGGUGGUGACGCUGAGCCAGAGCGGCAUCCACGUCGUCCCCAUCGGCCCCGUGCUCUCCUUCCUGGACGCCUCGACGGCGUCGGCCAGCAGCAACAACAACAACAACAACAACCUGUUCAAGAUGGACGGCAAGGGGUACCUGGAGUGGCUGGACGCGCAGGCAGCGGGGUCGGUGGUGUACAUCUCCUUCGGGAGCUCGUCCACGAUGAGCAAGCGGCAAAUCACUGAGGUGGCGCGCGGCAUGGCGGAGAGCGGCCGACAGUUCUUGUGGGUGCUGAUAAAGGACAACCGCAGCGAGGUCGACGGCGACGAGCUGAAGCUAUGCGCCGGCGGUGGCAUGGUGGUGGGAGUGGUGCGACCAGGCAAAGGUGCUGUCGCACCCGGCGUGGGGUGCUUCGUGACGCACUGCGGAUGGAACUCGACGCUGGAGAGCGUUGCGUGCGGCGCGCCGGUCGUCGGAGUGCCGCAAUGGACGGACCAGGGCACCAACGCGUGGCUCGUGGAGCGGCAGCUCGGCACCGGGGUAAGGGCUGCCGUGAUCAGCGACAAGGACGGCGUGCUAGAGGCUGGCGAGCUGCGGAGGUGCAUCAGCUUCGUCACAUCGGAUGUUGUGCGCGCCAUGGCGGAGCUGUGGAAGGGAAAGGCACGGGGGGCGGCAGCCGUGGGCGGCUCGUCCGAGAGGAACCUCAGGGCGUUCGUUGCUGGGGAGGUCGCCCUCGCCGGCAACUAG